GAGUCGCACGGAGGGCAACCGUCGACGGGCUUAGCGCCUCAACUGUCGUUGGUGUAUUUUUCUGGUGUCACUUCUGUGCCUUCCUUCAAAGGUGGUGCUUUGUCCCUGUGGGUCAUCUGUACUGAUUGCGCCAAGCAAAGCAUUUGUUCUCCAAAUGUCAACUGUCAAGGAGCAGCUAAUUGAGAAGCUAAUUGAGGAUGAUGAAAACUCCCAGUGUAAAAUUACUAUUGUUGGAACUGGUGCCGUAGGCAUGGCUUGUGCUAUUAGUAUCUUACUGAAGGAUUUGGCUGAUGAACUUGCCCUUGUUGAUGUUGCAUUGGACAAACUGAAGGGAGAAAUGAUGGAUCUUCAGCAUGGCAGUCUUUUCUUUAGUACUUCAAAGAUUACUUCUGGAAAAGAUUACAGUGUAUCUGCAAACUCCAGAAUAGUUAUUGUCACAGCAGGUGCAAGGCAGCAGGAGGGAGAAACUCGCCUUGCCCUGGUCCAACGUAAUGUGGCUAUAAUGAAAUCAAUCAUUCCUGCCAUAGUCCAUUAUAGUCCUGAUUGUAAAAUUCUUGUUGUUUCAAAUCCAGUGGAUAUUUUGACAUAUAUAGUCUGGAAGAUAAGUGGCUUACCUGUAACUCGUGUAAUUGGAAGUGGUUGUAAUCUAGACUCUGCCCGUUUCCGUUACCUAAUUGGAGAAAAGUUGGGUGUCCACCCCACAAGCUGCCAUGGUUGGAUUAUUGGAGAACAUGGUGAUUCUAGUGUGCCCUUAUGGAGUGGGGUGAAUGUUGCUGGUGUUGCUCUGAAGACUCUGGACCCUAAAUUAGGAACGGAUUCAGAUAAGGAACACUGGAAAAAUAUCCAUAAACAAGUUAUUCAAAGUGCCUAUGAAAUUAUCAAGCUGAAGGGGUAUACCUCUUGGGCUAUUGGACUGUCUGUGAUGGAUUUGGUAGGAUCCAUUUUGAAAAAUCUUAGGAGAGUGCACCCAGUUUCCACCAUGGUUAAGGGAUUAUAUGGAAUAAAAGAAGAACUCUUUCUCAGUAUCCCUUGUGUCUUGGGGCGGAAUGGUGUCUCAGAUGUUGUGAAAAUUAACUUGAAUUCUGAGGAGGAGGCCCUUUUCAAGAAGAGUGCAGAAACACUUUGGAAUAUUCAAAAGGAUCUAAUAUUUUAAAUUAAAGCCUUCUAAUGUUCCACUGUUUGGAGAACAGAAGAUAGCAGGCUGUGUAUUUUAAAUUUUGAAAGUAUUUUCAUUUGAUCUUUAAAAAAUAAAAACAAAUUGGAGACCUGUGACAUAACUCUAGUCUCUCAAGAUUAGAACGAGCAAAUGGUAAAGAGAUUUUCCUCUUUAAGAAUCAUUUAUAGCUCUAUUCUAAUGAUACCCAAUCUGUACAGGUGUAAGUUAUACUUCUGAGGUAUGUCACAUAUGUUAGAGUGCCUUCAGAUGUAGUAGAAUAUGUAUAAUCACUAUAAUACAGAGCUUUGAUUCUUUUCACAAACCAAGCCCUUUUUCUAGUAUUACAAUUUUAUCUUGUACUUUCAUCCGUUAGAGUACCAGCAUAUUCACUUCAUUACAUUAGCGUCAUAUGUUUAUGUAUAAUCAUUAUAAAUGUGGCCGGGCACUGCAGCCUGGGUGAAAGAGUGAGGCUCUGUCUCAAAAAAAAUCAUUAUAAAUGCUUAUUUUUAAGACCAUAUAUAUCAAAAAGAAAUAAAAAGCUGAGUGCUGUGGCUCAUGGCUGUAAUCCCAGUGCUUUGGGAGGGUGAGGCAAGAGGAUCACAUGAGUCCAGGAGUUUGAGACCAGCCUUGGCAACAUAGCAACACCCCAUCUCUACAAAAAUAAAGAAAUUAGAUGUGGUGGCCUGCAUCUGUAGUCCAGCUACUUGGGAGACUGAGACCAGUAGAUAACUUGAGCCCAGGAGUUCAAGGCUAUGAUUGUGUCACUGCACUCCAGCCUGGGCCACAGAGGAAGACUCAGACUCAAAAGAAGAAGAAGAACACAGAAGAAAAGCAGAAACAAGAAGAAGAUACAGAUGUAACUUUACGAUGUAAAAAAUCUAAAUAAGAUUGUAUUCAACUCUGCAAGUAUUAUACUAGUCAUAUAAACUCAAA
Homo sapiens (human) is the source of this 2089-nucleotide messenger RNA. RefSeq names its product lactate dehydrogenase C (gene LDHC). Bases 155 to 1153 code for a protein of 332 amino acids. Gene Ontology annotation, molecular function: catalytic activity; oxidoreductase activity, acting on the CH-OH group of donors, NAD or NADP as acceptor; oxidoreductase activity. The record is from RefSeq and is marked reviewed. Lineage: Eukaryota; Metazoa; Chordata; Mammalia; Primates; Hominidae. Gene Ontology annotation, cellular component: sperm flagellum; cytoplasm; cytosol. The transcript has 8 exons.